AUGACAAAAAGUGUUUAUGAAGGCGUUAGUGAUCCAACGAAUACACUAAAAAAGAGAAUAGCAAAACUAGCUAAAGAAUUAUUUGAUAAAAAUAGAAUAUCAUUACAACAGAAGAAGGAUAUGACAUCGACUGAUGAUUUGCCAAAACUUGGCGGCCAACCAAAAUUACACAAAACAAACCAUUCAAUGAGAAUAGUUACAUAUAGUAGAAACACAAUAAUAUCACUAGUGUCAAAAUUAGCUAUUUCAUAUAUCCAACAAUUAAGAGAAACAAAUGAAAAUGUGGUUCGUAAUACGAAAAACGUAAUUAAUGAUGUUUCAAAUAUUAAGACCGACAAUGAUGAACGUUUGGCCAGUCUAGAUGUGGUAGAUUUGUUCAAUAAUAUUCCUGUAUCACACGCUGUUGGCAUUGCCAUCAAUGGAAAAAAUUUUGUGAAUCAUCGUUAA
Molecule: messenger RNA, 447 nt
Organism: Didymodactylos carnosus
Lineage: Eukaryota; Metazoa; Rotifera; Eurotatoria; Philodinida; Philodinidae
Source: the annotation of a GenBank genome assembly